Molecule: messenger RNA, 541 nt
Organism: Tigriopus californicus
Lineage: Eukaryota; Metazoa; Arthropoda; Copepoda; Harpacticoida; Harpacticidae
Gene: l(3)87Df
Product: cytochrome c oxidase assembly protein COX20, mitochondrial-like
Exons: 3
Coding region: 64-474 (136 amino acids)
Biological process (GO): mitochondrial respiratory chain complex IV assembly
Cellular component (GO): mitochondrion; mitochondrial inner membrane
Source: RefSeq, a predicted model, not a curated record
AACUUCUUGCCCUAGGUCCCAAAGUUUCAGGCAUGACCAAAACAUACGUAACUCCGAACAGUCAUGUCGUCCUCCAAUAAUCCGGAGACCCUCGCUCCAGCCUCACUCAAUGAGCCGUUACCGCCCGUUGUCGACUCCGAGGAUGAAGCGCCUACCAAAAGGAGCCUAAUGAUAUUUGGAAGGGAUUGUGCCAAAAUCCCUUGCUUUCGGGACAGCUUGAUGUGUGGAAUUUUCACUGGAACUGUUACGGGGAUCGGAUAUAACCUUGCUACAAGCAAAAACCCGAUUAAACUGGCCAUGACCACUUACUUAGCUGUCACAUUUGGAGUUUGGAUCUUCUGUCGGCGCAACUUUCUGAUAAUGGAGCAAGAAUCGAGGCUGUUUCGAUACGUUGAAAAGUCCCGUCAGAAACUGGACAUUCCCAAAGAUUUUAAUGAAGAGAACAGUUCAACCAUGGCUGAUUCUUCUCAGUGAAUAUGUCUCACAAAACCAUAAUGCAUAUAAAUACAUCCACCAACUUCGUAGUAGGUCAUAACGUGAA